AUGUUCAAAUACGCCGUCGUUCUCUUCGCUCUGAUCGCUUGCGCCGCCGCCAAGCCCGGUCUGCUUGCUGCCGCUCCAUUGACCUAUGCUGCUCCCGCCGCCGUCGUUGCUGCUCCAGCCCCAGUGGUGACUGCCACCAGCAGCCAGGUGAUCGCUCGCAACUACAAUGGCAUCUCCGCUGCUCCAAUUGUCGCCGCCGCUCCCGUGGCCGCCCCUCUGGUUGCGCGUUAUGCUGCUGCCCCAGUUGUAGCCCGUUACGCGGCUGCUGCUCCUCUCGCCGCUCCUCUAGCUGCCCACUAUGCCGCUGCUCCACUCUUGUGCAAACCCAAAAUGUUCAAAUACGCUGUUGUUGUCUUCGCCCUCAUCGCCUGCGCCGCCGCCAAGCCCGGUCUGCUUGCUGCCGCUCCUUUGGCCUACGCCGCUCCCGCCGCUGUGGUUGCUGCCCCAGCUCCAGUGGUGACUGCCACCAGCAGCCAGGUGAUCGCUCGUAACUACAAUGGAAUCGCCGCUGCUCCGGUUGUUGCUGCCGCACCCGUAGCCGCUCCUGUUGUUGCUCGCUAUGCCGCAGCUCCAGUAGCCGCCCCUGUUGUAGCCGCUCCAGCUCCCGUUGUUGCCGCUCCAGCUCCAGUCGUCACCGCCACCAGCAGCCAGGUGAUCGCUCGCAACUACAAUGGAAUCGCCGCUGCUCCGGUUGUUGCCGCCGCUCCAGUUGUUGCUCGUUAUGCAGCUGCCGCUCCUUUGGUUGCGUCUCAUUAUGCCGCAGCUCCACUUGCCUCUUCCCUCCUUUGGUAA
This is a messenger RNA of Bactrocera tryoni, 792 nucleotides long. Its product is annotated as cuticle protein 16.5-like. NCBI's taxonomy places the organism in Eukaryota, Metazoa, Arthropoda, Insecta, Diptera, Tephritidae. The transcript has 4 exons. Bases 1 to 792 code for a protein of 263 amino acids. The record is from RefSeq and is a predicted model, not a curated record.